Ruditapes philippinarum (Manila clam) is the source of this 1722-nucleotide messenger RNA. Its product is annotated as E3 ubiquitin-protein ligase TRIM71-like. The transcript has a single exon. Lineage: Eukaryota; Metazoa; Mollusca; Bivalvia; Venerida; Veneridae. Gene Ontology annotation, biological process: positive regulation of DNA-templated transcription. Gene Ontology annotation, cellular component: chromatin; nucleoplasm. The record is from RefSeq and is a predicted model, not a curated record. Gene Ontology annotation, molecular function: ubiquitin-protein transferase activity; zinc ion binding. Bases 1 to 1722 code for a protein of 573 amino acids.
AUGGAAUCAGAAUCUUUAUGUAGCGUUGGUUCAGAGGAGGAUAUCGUUUUGUAUUGUCUCCCCUGUGAACGAGAUGAUAUAAGUGUACCCGCCUUCGGAUACUGUACCGAUUGUAACGAGCAUCUGUGUCAAACAUGCUUUACAUUCCACAAGCGACACAGCCUUUCAAGGAGCCACUCGCUGCUUGACAAAAAUAAAAUGCCGCUGACCCCACAUGUGUUGACAACAAAAGGUCCGUCACAAGUAACAACAGAUCACAUCCAGACCUGUACUCGCCAUAAGAAGGAAAUCAUUAAGUUUUACUGUCAAUUUCACAAUGCACUACUAUGCAAUGUCUGUGUUACUCUUGAACACCAAAUUACUACCUGCAAAGUCAACUAUAUACCCGACAUUUCCGGCGAGAUCGUGAACAGCAACGAAUGUCUGGAUAUGUUGACCACCAUCGACAGUAUGAUCAAUCAAUGUAAAACAAUGUAUGAGGUCGUGCAGAAAACUACGGCGUUGUCAAAUAGUUCUUUGAGAGAAGUAUUAUCUGAAAUCGCUAAAUUUAGAAAGGAAAUUGAUCAGAAAUUAGAUGAACUGGAAACAAGUGCGAAAGAGAAAACAAAAUCUAUUCACCGUGCUAAUAAGAGAAAGCAACACGAAAUUGAAAAGCAAUGUGCUGACAUAACUAAAACUUUAGAGGAAAAAAGAAGUUGUAUCAAGCAUCUUAAUACAUCGGAUCAAUCUGACAAACUUUUUAUUGAAUUAAAAGAGGCAGAGAAAAUAGUUGAACGCAGCCGUAGCGCGUUCCAGUUGUUAACUGUAUCCGAUAUCGAAGAAUACAAGUUUUUACCAAAUGGAGAAAUAAGAAACAUGCUUGGACAGGAGAAAUCAAUAGGUAUAGUGGUACAGAAAUCAAUUAAUCCAAAUAUUCAAUCUACAGCCGUCGAUCUAAAGUCACAGAAAAUGUUAUACAAAGGGGAAAUAUGUGUGAAGACACCACAAAACAAGCACGGUUGUUGUAUCACAGGUAUAGCUCUCAUUAACCCUGUUUAUCUUGUAAUAAGUGACCACGACAACAAGUCUAUUAAGAUGGUUGAAACGCUUAGCCAAUCAAUCGUGGACGAACUAUCACUUGAUGCUAACCCGUGGGAUGUAACCAUAGUUUCCAGCAGCAAAAUUGCUAUAACCAUUCCUAAUACCCAAACUAUUCAGUUUGCAAAAAUCUGCUCCGGCAAAUUGAAAAAGAUUAAUUCCAUCAUGGUGAAUGGACAUUGCCAAGGUUUGAGUUUUUUCCAAGGUAAACUUGUGGUCACUUUUAGCGAGCCUGCCAAACUUCAGAUUCUUGAAACAAAUGGCGAUAUACAAACAACUGUUUCAGGACAAAAUAUUUUCUGUUACCCUGAAUAUGUAGCAACGGAUAUGAAUAGCAUAUACAUAUCAGACUGGAAGCUGAAACAGGUAACAAGGCUAAAUUGGCAGGGCAAUGUAACUGGUGUAUUUUGUGAUCUAGCUGAGCCUGGAGGAAUAGCGUUGACAGAAGAAGGGACUGUGUUUGUUGGUGACAACAGCAAGCAUAGUAUAGAGGAAAUAUCAGGACAGUGUGCAAAGAUACAAGCCGUUUUGAAGAAUCCAAAGUGCGCGCGAGCUCUCUGUUGGUGCAAAGAAAAAAAUGUUCUAUAUUUCAGUAGUGAAGUUGCCCAAGUAAAUAAUUAUCUGCAAAUCUAUGUGCGAUCUUAA